Maudiozyma saulgeensis is the source of this 972-nucleotide messenger RNA. The record is from the annotation of a GenBank genome assembly. NCBI's taxonomy places the organism in Eukaryota, Fungi, Ascomycota, Saccharomycetes, Saccharomycetales, Saccharomycetaceae.
AUGAAAGUUUUCCAUUUGUGGGGGAUCAAUGGCGAACCUAGUUUUAUAUCUCCGGAGAGUGUUGCGUUGUAUUGGAUUUUGAACAACUCAGAACUAGGUUACUUAUCGACCGAUGACGACAAUGAUGUCAGGGAGGUUGUAUUUUCUAAUAAUACUGACUUGUCACCUACAGGUCAUUUACCACUGUUAAUUAUCAGUGAUGAAGGAGCAGAAGAGGUCAAAAUUUCAGGGUUUGAUAAUAUUAUUCGUUAUUUUCAACAGUUCCCUGCAAUUGAAGAGGGAAAUAAUGAACAAUUGUAUGAGAACGCAUUAAUGGAACAUUUAAUACAUAACUUUUGUCCCUUAACUUUGUAUCAAUUGUAUUUGAAUAAGUCAAACUAUGUUGGUUUCACGAGGAAACAGUUUUCAAAAUUAUUAUAUUUUCCUAUGUGGUAUAAUGUUCCAAUAAGUUAUAGAGCUACCAUUAGAGCACAAUGUGAUAAACAGUUGAAUUUGGAAUAUGCAUUAGUUGAGGAAGAUCCUGAUUAUGUUUCUGAUGAAGAGACUAGUAUGAAAGAAGCGGCCAACGUAGCUCAAUCAAGGACAUUCAAAUUGAAAGCCAAAAGUUUAAUACGGAAUAAAAACGAAUUAUUCGAGACAAAGCAUAAUUUACAAUAUUUGAAUAAGAUGGUAGAUAUCUUAAAAGAUUGGUUCUCUAUAAGGUAUAUGGUCUUACCAAGAGAACACACUCCAAUUGCUGCAGAUAUUUUAUUGUGGGCUAAUAUUUAUGUCCAAGUUAGUCUCCCAGAAGGUACGAAAGUUCUCGAUAGGAUAAAAGAAGAUUUGGGACAGGAGCAAGCUAAUAAUAUUAUGGAGAUGAUACAUAAAUUAAGUACUAAAAGUGCCGUAUUGAAAGAGAGGCACCCUACAUUUCAAGAACAGGGAAAUGCUGUAAUGUCGCUGUAUCAUAAAGGUGUAUCUUUUUUGGGGUAA